UGGAUGGGGCGGCUGGGCCGGGUCCCACUUCUCUGCUGCCCAGCCGGACUAGUGGCCACCUCUGCAGUGUCUGCCGCAGCCUGGUUUCGUCGCUGAGCGAACCUUCCAGCCCCCUAGCCAGCCGUGAACCUCGUCCUAGGAAUGGCCUCUGCGAUGGAACUGACCAGUGAAAUAGUUGCUCAAGAAGAGCUGGUAAAGGCCCUCAGAGCCAGAAAGGUGUCCAAGGAGGAAAUUGAUUCUGCAAUGCAGAAGUUGUCGUUGUUGAAAACAAGUUACAAAGCUGCCACAGGGGAGGAUUACAAGGCCGACUGCUCUCCAGAGAACCCAGCACCUGGGAAUGAGAGGGGCCUGGAUGCCACCGAGGCUGGAGAGGACUUUGUGGACCCGUGGAUGGUGCAGACAAGCAGUGCAAAAGGCGUUGACUACGACAAGCUCAUUGUUCGGUUCGGAAGCAGUAAAAUUGACCAAGAGCUGAUAAACCGCAUCGAGAGAGCCAUUGGCCAGAAGCCGCACCGCUUCCUGCGCAGAGGCAUCUUCUUCUCCCACAGAGAUAUGAAUCAAGUUCUUGAUGCCUACGAAAACAAAAAGCCGUUUUAUCUGUACACGGGCAGGGGCCCCUCUUCUGAAGCAAUGCAUCUAGGCCACCUCAUCCCCUUUAUUUUUACCAAGUGGCUGCAGGAUGUGUUCAACGUGCCCUUGGUCAUCCAGAUGACGGAUGAUGAGAAGUACCUGUGGAAGGACUUGACCCUGGACCAGGCCUAUGGCUAUGCCGUGGAGAACGCCAAGGACAUCAUCGCCUGCGGCUUUGACAUCAAGAAGACUUUCAUCUUCUCUGACCUUGAGUACAUGGGGUCAAGUUCAGACUUCUACAGGAACGUGGUGAAGAUUCAGAAGCACGUUACCUUCAACCAAGUGAAAGGCAUCUUCGGUUUCACCGACAGUGACUCCAUCGGGAAGAUCAGCUUUCCUGCCAUCCAGGCGGCGCCCUCCUUCAGCAACUCCUUCCCCCAGAUCUUCCGGGACAGGGCGGACAUCCAGUGCCUCAUCCCGUGCGCCAUUGACCAGGAUCCUUACUUCAGGAUGACGAGAGACGUCGCCCCCAGGAUCGGCUACCCCAAACCAGCCCUGCUGCACUCGACCUUCUUCCCCGCCCUGCAGGGCGCCCAGACCAAGAUGAGCGCCAGCGACCCCAACUCGUCCAUCUUCCUCACGGACUCGGCCAAGCAGAUUAAAAACAAGGUCAACAAGCACGCCUUUUCUGGAGGCAGAGACACUGUCGAGGAGCACAGGCAGUUUGGGGGCAACUGCGACGUGGAUGUGUCCUUCAUGUACCUGACCUUUUUCCUCGAGGACGACGACAGGCUCGAGCAGAUCAGAAAGGAUUACACCAGUGGAGCCCUGCUCACCGGCGACCUCAAGAAGAUCCUCAUCGAGGUUCUGCAGCCCUUGGUCGCCGAGCACCAGGCCCGGCGCCAGGAGGUCACGGACGAGGUCGUGAAGGAGUUCAUGAGUCCCCGGAAGCUGUUCUAUGACUUUCAGUAACACUCGUUUUAUGGCCACAUACCCCAGCUUAAUUGCUUCGCCACGCCCCUUAGGCUCUGCCCCGGGGUGAUUGCUGACCUGCGGUCUGCAGGCCGUGUGUGCGUGUCAGUACUGCCUCUUCUGUGAACAUCAUCCUUUCUGUCGCUUGUGAGCACAGCCCUGUGGGAGGAUGGUGCCAGAUGACGUCGUGUGGUCAGACAGACUGGUCCAGCUGGAGUCUCUCCCCCAGAGCAGCCCAGGGAUGUGGCGCCCUCGGCCAGGUGUCCAUCGGCCAGCCUGUUCUAGUCCCCAGCCCCACUUCCAUUGGAAAGCAUCCGACAGUUCCAAAUAUACUCUCAAAACCUUCUCCCUAAAAGCCUGUGUGGUCUGUGCCUGUCAUCAAACUAGAAAGUGCUUCGAAAAGUUAAUGUGGGGGUGCCAACGAGCACAAGAUGUAUCUCAGCCCGUGCUCCAAAAAAUAAACCACAUUGCCAGCUGAACACUUUGCUCUCUGUUUGACCGUGAGAUCUCCCAGUUUGAAAGCUGCUUUGAGCAUUGAGUACUGGCCAGAGUGGGCCAGUUUUUAUUAAAUUGAGUCUUUUGUUGGUGAAACUUUCCAGUUUAUUUACAGAACUCCAGACCAUGCAUGUUCUCCACUCCAGAAAUCAUGCUCUUUUCCCUGGACACACUCAUGUUUUGUUUCCACCAAAUAAUGCUGGACACUCCGGUCUGGAAACCGACGGCGCUUUGCUCCACCUGAGCCAGGCACUGCGGGUUUGCUGCCUCUGCAGAUGCUUUUGUUUUGACACUUGACUGGCAUGGAAGUCUGUCUGCACAGAGCAGUGCCCGGCCCGUGUCCCCCGGUGGGUGGACGUAGCCAGAAAGCGCACAGCAGCCCCUCCCUGAGGCCCUCAGCAGUGCAUCUGUGGGAGGCCCGCUGAAUUGUGCACCAUGUGUAGUUUUGGAAAACCCGAAGACAUACCUCAGGGAAAGCCCUUGGUUGAGGUGUCCUUCCUGGAGUCGCAGGGUCCACUCCUGAGUGCUUCGCCCUUGUGUUGCUCAUUGGUAUAAAUAAACUUCCUCUGGUCCCGCC
Molecule: messenger RNA, 2614 nt
Organism: Equus quagga
Lineage: Eukaryota; Metazoa; Chordata; Mammalia; Perissodactyla; Equidae
Gene: WARS1
Product: tryptophanyl-tRNA synthetase 1
Exons: 12
Coding region: 142-1542 (466 amino acids)
Biological process (GO): tryptophanyl-tRNA aminoacylation
Cellular component (GO): cytoplasm
Molecular function (GO): tryptophan-tRNA ligase activity; ATP binding
Source: RefSeq, a predicted model, not a curated record